AAGUUAGCUAGCCAUCAUGCUCAGGGUAGGAAAGCUCAAGAUCAAAUCUAACGUCGAAAUAAUAAUCAUAUAGAUAUAAAAACAGUCUUGUGGGCUUGCACUCGAGAUAAAUGUGAUGUAUCUAGCAGCAGGCUACCGUUUGGGGCUCAUUCCGUGAGUGCAGAUGUUAUUAGCUGGGUGAUAUUAGCUGCCUCCACAUUGUUUACACGGCGUGCUAAACUCGGAUGAGGUCGCGAGAUGUGUCGCAGAUGUGAAACCAAACAAUGUACGUGAGGAUGAUGGCCACGGUCCCCAUGUCUAGCUCCAGCCUCCUUCCUCUCCUCGGGACUCUGGAGGACAAUGCAGCCGGUGUGUCCGAGCAGACUGAUGCCUACCUUACCAUAGCCAAUCGGCUCAGUGGAGAAGAUGGACGUCAGUUCUUUCCUUUAAUCGUUAAACAUUUUUCACGCCUGGGAAAAGCUUUUCAGACUCACAUAUCCAGCCAGAACGAGGAGCUGAGCCAGGCUGCACUUCAAGCGCUAGGUUUCUGCGUAUUUAACACAAACAUUGUAUCUGGCAUUCCAGCAAAUUUUGCAGAGGAGAUCUUGUUGGCCCUUUGUGCCCUGGUGUUAAAGUCCACAGACAAGAACACCUGCACACGAGCAUUAUGGGUCAUUUCAAAGCAGAACUUUCCUGCAGAAGUUGUUGCCAAGAAGACUCCAGAAAUACUGAAGACUCUAGAGGCUCUGCAGAAAAAGAACAUCCAGUCAGUCCUGACUGACCACGAGUCGUUAAAUGUUGUUAUAAAGCUGCUUGAGCAGGCUCCUGUUCUGAUGGGUGAAGGAGCAGUCUUGUGGAUUAAGAUAGUUAUACCUCUGGUGGUUCACCCAGCCUCGAAGGUGCGCUUGCGUGCGGCUGCAGCGUUGGAGAUGGGAAUGCCUCAUCUUCUGGAGAAACAACAGGAGGUGGCUGCCAUUGUAGAGCCCAUGAUGUCUUCUAAACUUAUACCUGAGAUGCAGAAACUCUUCUCCACCAAGAAUGAGAGCAAUGUGCUGAAGCUCUGGCCUUUAUUUGUAAAGCUUCUGGGCAAGUUGCUCCAUAAAGGAGGUGCCUUCAUAAACUCACUGCUCUAUUUAGAAGAGCUGGGCUUCCGCAGCUCCUCUCCCAGUAUUAAGAAAAUUGCCUUUAUAGCGUGGAAGAGUCUUAUUGACAACUUUGCUCUUAAUCCAGAUAUUCUCUGUAGCAGCAAGCGACUAAAACUGCUCAUGCAGCCCCUCAGCUCCAUCCUUGUGAGGACUGAAGCCUUGCUGCUAACCAAAUUAGAGGUCUGGUGGUAUCUGGUGGUCAAACUGGGGCCUAAUCUGUCUGCUAACUUUGAACAGAUUGGUGUACCACUGCUGCUUAGCACACUUCCUCCAGACGCCUCAUUGGUUCCUCCAGCCACUCCUGCGAGAAGCACAAGCCAGAGUAAUGGUGUUGGACUAGUGACUCCUAAACCAGGUGUUCCCUCAUGUAGCAGUCCAGGUGCUAGCUCUCGUCUGAGUCUUAACAGCAGCGUGAGCAUCCCGCAGUCCUACACCUCCAUCCAGCUGCUGGGGCUAGAGAUGCUGCUGCACUACUUUCUAGGCUCACAGGCCAGUGCUGCUGCAGCCAAGAACAGUCUGCAGCUCAGUCUUGAGCCUUUGACGCACAGUCUUCUCAGCAGCCACUCUUUCUUCAGCAAGCACUCCUCCACACUCAUUACAGCUGUGAGAGAUGGCUUCAUCUCUGUGGGCAAAGAUGCUCCAGAAGCGUUGCUGAGUUUGAUAUGGACCAGCCUUGUUGGCCAUGUCAAUACUACAAUAGAAGCUACUGGCAAUAAGAAGGAGAGACAAGGUUCUGAAGUACUUACUCUCCUGCUGCAGGCCCUGCAGUCUAUUGUGUCUUCUGAAGCCUUGCCAGCUCCACGGGCUCUGGCUUUGUUGGAAGCUACUGUGAAAGCUUUACCUCAGAAGGUGCUUGGGUCUGCAGCAUAUCAAGUGGCCAACAUGGAUGUCUUGAAUGGUACCCCAGCUCUUUUCUUGAUUCUCCUGUUCUACAAGAGCAGUAUGCUGUCAUCAUUUGUGACUGAUGAAAGGUUUUUUGUGUGCUUGGAAACCCUCGUCAGUUGUGGUCUCUGCGGGCCAACAUCCCCCCUGGCCUUUGGAGAGUCGGUUUUGGGAACGGUCAGUGGCAGUGUGGAGGCUGUGGAAAACAAAGAGCAUUUGUGGAGAAUGUGGAGUGUAGUUGUGAACCCUUUAACUGAUACCAUUACACAGACAAAUGAGGUGAAUCAAGGAGAUGCCCUGGAGCAUAAUUUCAGUGCAAUUCAUAGUGCCUUGAUGUUUCCCAUUACGCAUCUUUUGUCUGGCUCCAGUCUUCCCCAGAUGACUCAGAAGACCAUGCUGAGCACUUGGUCUCGACUAUACAAGGCUUUUGCUCUCUGCUCAGCUCUCGUGGCCACAGCAGAAGAGAAUGUGUGCUGUGAAGAGUUGUGUGCCAGGAUAUCUGCUGCACUGGAUGGUGAAGCCCUGAAGAGUUUGUCCACUCUUGACGCAGUGGUAAAUAUCUUGCUGUCCAUUAUUGAAAAUGUGGACUUCUCUCCAUUUACACCUCAGUUUCAGCAGAAGAUGAAAUCCCCUCACACACCACUUGGUUGGGUUCGAAAGAGGAACAAAGCUCUGGGAAAUCUUUCACACUUUCAUGUGCUCUUGGUGUGGUCUUUAGAAGUUUUCCUAACUUUGGCCUCUUCAGAAGAGAACAGUGCAGUUUUAAGUGGCAUUUGUGCAAUGCUUUCCUCCAUUAUAUCUCUUCUCUUCACAAACAUUGCACUACCCACCGUUAUCCAAGAGUCAUUGGCUUCCCUCACCAAACCUCUUGCACUUCUUUAUGGUCAAGUAGGCAGUUCAGAAGGUGAACAGUCAAAGACGCACUCUGUGCUAGGAUCUAAGUUGGAAAAGCUGGUAGGAGAUGUGCUCGGCACCCUGCAAACGCGUUCUGCACUGCAGUACGAUGAUGAGCUGCUGGAGAUUUUGUCUCCUUUGCUCUGUGUACUUUUCCAACACAAGAACAAACAAGUCCGCUCUGUCGUCACUCAGUUCUGGAACGCCACUUUUGGAAAUGCUGUUGUGCUGACGUAUCCUGAGAGUCUCAGGCCUGUUUUAAGCCAAGCUAAGCAGAAGUCUCCCUUAAUUUUACCUGGUUUUCAAGGAGUUGAAACCUCUGAGGAUUUCAGCGGACAGUCUUCAAGUGAGUGUUCUCAACUUGACACCAAAAUCAGUGGGAUGAUGGUGACAUCAGUGGGAAAGAGAGACUCCUUACUAACCCGGGCAGCGGAGCUAAAGGAAAGAAGCUCUGAAACACCCUCCAAGCCUGUAUCUGUAAAGCUGGAUUUUGGGUCUCCAAAGCCACCACGAAAAGAAGUUCUUGAGGAGGAGGCAUCAGUAGAUUUUGUCUUCAUUCCACCUGAAACAAAGGAGAGAGUGUUGACUGAACAUCAGAAGGAGGUUAAAAGAACUAAAAGGGUUGAUAUACCUGCUAUGUAUAAUAAUUUGGAUGCGUCUUUGGAUACCACAGUCUUUACACAGUACACUCAGAGCCAGGAGGAAUCCUUGGACAAAUUGUCAACACAGGAACAAGCUGAGACCAAAGAAAUUAAUGUCGCUGAACCAAAGGAUUUAAAGGAUGAGGCAUCAUCUGUAAGCAAUGAUCAGAAGGUGCAAGAUAGCAUCAGUCCAGACAUAGUUGCACAAGACAAAGCAACAAAUGAAGCUGACCAAACUACUGAGGUUCCACCUUCUGCGGAUGUCUCCGCUUCAGAUGCUGGUCAACUUCAGGAUUUUGCAAGCCCUAAAGGGACCCAAAGCCCAAACACAUCCGGUUCGUCUGAUGUUAUCUCUGGUACUCCACCAAAGUCUAGCAGCCGACGUCAGUCCUUCAUCACCCUUGAGAAAUAUGGAGAGGGUAGGCCAGCUCGUUCCCCAAGUGUUAAAAAAUUUACCGGCCCGCUCUCUAGGAUUUCUAGUAGUCAGGAGCCUCCAAAGUCACAAACUGAUUCAAAAUUGCUUCCACUCACCUCUUACUCGGAGACAGAAAUUGGUAAAGAUGUCCCUCAGGAAUCUGCUACUGAUAUUAUCCAGGAUUCUACUAAUCAGACUGUUGGACAAAAUCUGGAAAUGAAGACAGAGUUAAAAUCAGUAGCCGAAUGCCCAAGUGAAGGCACAGAUGAUGUGAUCCCAGACACCCAGGGCCAAGAGCUGAAUGAGGAAGUUGAUACGAGUAACAAGUCUUUGGACAAAUCCAGUGUGGAGAUGAAAACUGAAAUUGCCUCCCCUGUUGAAGGGUCUGAGGUUUCUGUUGCUUCUCAGGCUUCAAGUCCGGUUGAACCGAGGAGGUCCGGUCGACGCAGAAGUAGACCUGUCCUGCCAGGGGAAGAGUCAGAUCAGGAAUCAAAAAGUAAGCAGCCAAAAAAGGCUCCUGUUAAUGCAUCUUCACCUUCAAAUGAUGCACAAAAGUCUACACCUGCCAAGAAAACAGACAUUUUGCCUACAAGAACCAGAAGAAGUAAAGUCCAUGAAGAGAAGCUGAAUGAAAGUGGCAAACUGCAGAACAGUGAACAUAAAGAUGAACAGAAGGAUUCAGAAGUACCAUCUCUGGCUCCCACUACGAGUUCAUUGCAUGGCAGAAGUAGAAGUAGGAGUAAGGAGGCUAACGAGACAGAGCCUUCAGUUGAAAAACAUUCUCCUUCAAGUCAAAUGGAUGAUAAGGACUCUCCUCUUAAUCAGUCAGAUAGUCAGUCACACAGCAGGCCUGUCCGAUGGACCAGAGCAACCAAUGCAAAUGUAGAUGCUUCAGAUAAAAGGCCAAGAGUUGAGAACUCUCAGGGAGAUUCUCCAGCUGGCAUAUCCAAACAGGUGGACAGUUCUGCACCUGAUGCUGAUAGCCAGUCGCCUGGCAGACCAAGAAGAGCAAGGAGGUCUGAAGCAGCUGACGCACAAAACAAAGAUAAAACUGGGCUUGGAAAUGAACAAGUGAGUGACCUGAGUCAUGCACAGACACCAACACCUGUAAAAGGCAAAUUAGGUAGGCGGAAGAGGGCUGAAGAAGAGACAAGUAACAUCAGUAAAGGCACUACUCCCUCAGAUUCGGUGAAUUCUGAAUGCUCACAGGGUAAUGAGAUUGAGUCACAGGACAGUUCUCAAGGGCGUGGCAAAUAUAGAACUCGUCGGUCAUCUCAAGCCUUGCUGGCAUCUGUUGAGAACUUGGAACCUGAUGGGCCUGAUAUCCGAGAUGGACAAAGAUCUAAAAGGGCUAGAGGGCAUAAAUCAUCUGAAAUGAUGCCAAGCACAGUGAUUAAUGAAAAUGCUCCUGGAGUUAUGUUGGGUAAGGAAGAUGUGGAUAUCCCUUCCAUUCCAAUGGACACGUGUAAGAAUGAGUCGGAGGCCUGUUUAGGUGUCGGCACACUGAAUGAGGUUCAAGACGCUCACAAAGCUGAUGACAAAGAUGAGGCCCCUGUAGCUGAAGACCAAGCAAGUGAACAUUGCAUUUCUGAUGUAAAAUCAACUGAUGGUGAGCAACAAAGUGACAAAGACUCGAACAUGCAAACAGAUUCUGAUAAGGAGUCGUCUGUUAACGCUGUUCUGGAAGAGAGUGCUGUUGAGAAAGAAACCCUUCCUUCACAGAACAGCCUACAGCAACCUGCAAAAGUUGAGUUAAAGGCUCCAAAAUUGCAUUCGUGUCCACAUAGAAGUCGUCGUGGGCGCAGGCGCUCUACUAAUUGUAACUGUCUCCAAGUUGGCAGCACACCUUCAAAAGAACAGUGCAGUAAUUCUCAAGAUGUACAGGAUCUAAAGGAAAACGAGGUUCUGCUUGAAUCCAGUAGCCUGCCACCUGAACCCGACUUGAACAGUAUUGCAUCCGUCUUACCGGAAAAAGAAAGUGUGGCACUUCAAGAUGAUGGUCAUGAUGUUACUAAUGUACAGUGUUCUCCAUCUUUGCCUAGCUUGACAGAAGCAGAGGUGUCCACUGAAAGCUUAGUGGAAAAGCAAAAUGAAAGUCUUUCCCAGUUCUCUGAUGCAAAUGAAGGUACAACCCAGGCAGAGGAACGCCACAAAAACAAUGUAGAUGACACUGAGGAUAAGCAUGAGGAAAAGGAACAAAUUUCUUCAGAAAGCACAUUUAGCCAGGAGCAACCGCAGGAAGGUCCAGGUGAACCAGGUGCCUCUCCAAGCCAUAGCCAACCUGUGGAGGAUAAGCCAGUAUACCAGGAACAGUCUGAAUCGCCUGUCAGUCAGGAGGAAAUGGCUCACACUGGUGAAAAAAUUGAGAUGCCAGAAAAGCAGGAACUUGUGCCUGAACUAGAUGGUGCGGUUACGGCGCUUCCAGAGGGUACUGAAUUAGACAAGACCUCUCAUGAAGAAGGAGAUGAUGGCGAAAUAACACAGAUCGACAAAGAUCUUCAAUCUGAGACGGCUCUACCUUGUGAAGCAUCUGUACCUCCACAAACGGCUUCAGAGGAAGCAUGCUUGGACUCCCCACCCAAAGAGAAGUCUUCAGAUUCUCUUUGUAGAAAUACAGAAGCGAGGCAGAGUCCCAGUAAUAGUGUAACACGUGGUGUAUGGUCACCAUCGGCUUCUCCAUCUACAAGCAUUCUGAAGAAAGGACAGAAGAGGCAAUUUGAAGAAGAUUCUCCGUCACCUAUCAUUAAGUCUCGCAGAGUGUCCUUCGCAAACCCGAUAUACCAACAGGAAUUGGCUGAUGAUAUUGACCGCCGUAGUCCAGUAAUCCGGACCAGCUCUCCGAAAUCAAAAGCUGUUGGGCAGCCUAAGUAUAUUACAACACCUACAAAAGGUCUGUUGACCCUCAGCCCUCGCAAUCUUCGCAGUCCGGGUUACAAGAGUUCAAAGAAAUGCCUGAUCUCAGAAAUGAGUCAGGAGCCUCAGCCCAUUCCAAAGGAUUGUGUUUAUCCUGCUCUUGUCUGCUGUUCUACUCCUGUGGAGGCUGUUCUUCCCCAGAUUUCUUCCUCAAUGUGGCCUCGAGGCUUUGGUCAGCUUGUGCGUGCUAGAAAUAUAAAAACAGUUGGAGAUCUGAGUGCUCUAUCCCCAAAUGAAAUCAAGUUGCUCCCUAUUCGCUCACCUAAAGUGUCGAAUCUCAAAAAAGCAUUGAAAACGUAUCAUGAGCAGCAGCGCAAAGUGCGGCCAGAUGAUCUGAAAAGUUUUGAUGAAAUGGAAAAAAUGACCUCUGAGCCUGAGGAGACUACUGCAGCUCCAAAUCAAGAGCAGGACCAAACACCUGGAGAUGGACAAGAAGUCAUCUCAUCAACUGUAGAGCAGAAACAAGAAGAGCCAGUGCCUGUGGAGCUACUAUCAGAUGUUGCUGCUCUGGGAUCACGUCUAACCCAUGAGGAGCUCAGUCGCUGUUCGCCAAGAGAACUGGGUCUGCUGCAUGAAGAACUUGGUGGCAUGAUGAGAAGUAUUGUGAAUCAUCUUCAGUCACGUUUAGUCAGCAAUCUUGAGGACAGUUUGUCAUGAUGGCAACCAGCCUUCUACAUGGAUCAUGCCUCAUUGACUGACUGGUUUUUAACAUGAUUAUGAGCAGUGGACUACUUUUGUUUUUAGUGAUCGUUUUAGCUGUGGGUUAUCUUAUUAUCCAGACUGAUUGGACUGGUCUGCAAAUACCUGCUUGGACAGUAAUAGCUUGUACCAUAUUCAUAUCCUAUGAGAGCAUUAUAUGGAUAGAUGGGCCUUGCUUAGCCUUUUAUUGGCGCUGCUUAAAGAAAAUCGUGUAGACCAGAAUGCAGUUGGCACUUUUAGUAUAACUUUUGUUUUGUUUAAAUAAAGGAAUGAAGAUGAGUGGUGUUUUUACCUGGGAAUUUACCAUAUGAUCGAUGCCUUGGUGCAUUGUUUCUUAGAGCAGAGUUAUGGAACGUUGAUUAUUUGUAGGUCACAUGACUAUCCUUGAUGCAUCCUCCAUUUCGAACCCAUGUUUUUUUUGGUUCACAUCAGUCUGUAUUGUUCUUUUUUUUAAUUUUUUUUUAUAUAUAUAUAAAAAAGACUGCCAGUGAAUAAUGUAGAAUUCCAGUUUACAAAUAAAUUGUGUUCAUGCAGCCUGUGAUUUGAGGACAUGAUCUUUAGUCUGUAGAAAUUUGUAAAAUCUACAAUGUGAAAAGAGCAUUAAAUCACUGUGGUAGUGUGACCAACUCUUGUUUUCAGUCACUGGCAGCCUUAUUUAGGAUCAUUAGCAUUUUUAUUUAGAGUUGUAUAUUCAUAGCAAACCAAAAUUCAUGCACUUCAUCUUAUUUCACUGAUAUCUUCUGUUAUCAGUACUUUUUUUUAAUUAUUGUUAACUAUUCAUUUAAUCAUUUCAUACAUGGUCUUACUACAAGGACAGUUCAGGAAGUGGUGUCUUUGUUUUUAAAGGGAUAUUUAAAAGUCGAAAUGCAUGUGGCUGCAUGCAGUGUUGUGGAAUAAAACCAUCUAAAAACCUGAAUAUAUUUAAAUAAUUUAUGCAUCAAAGAAAUUAAUUUACAUAAGGCUACAUAUUCAGGACAAGACACAGAUAUACUGCAGAAGCGUGGUGUGCUUUAUUCACUACUGAGCCAAAAUAUGACUCUAACCCUAGACUUAGGGAACUGGAAGAAACAAAACACACAUGCAACUUGUGACCAGUCUUCAGCAAAGGAGGGAAGAGGCUUGUUUCUUGGAACUCUUCAGGAUACAGUUUUGUAUGUGGGGAACUCAUGUUCUGUCCUUACAAGUUUGUAUACGUUUUCUUUUCCUUAAUUACAGUUUGAUGUCUUUCUUUGUAUCUCA
This is a messenger RNA of Neoarius graeffei (lesser salmon catfish), 8807 nucleotides long. RefSeq names its product replication timing regulatory factor 1 (gene rif1). Lineage: Eukaryota; Metazoa; Chordata; Actinopteri; Siluriformes; Ariidae. Gene Ontology annotation, biological process: telomere maintenance. The transcript is spliced from 36 exons. Gene Ontology annotation, cellular component: nucleus. Bases 264 to 7526 code for a protein of 2420 amino acids. The record is from RefSeq and is a predicted model, not a curated record.